Messenger RNA from Haplochromis burtoni (Burton's mouthbrooder), 1516 nucleotides. It is a transcript of the gene atpaf2, whose product is annotated as ATP synthase mitochondrial F1 complex assembly factor 2. Gene Ontology annotation, biological process: mitochondrial proton-transporting ATP synthase complex assembly. Lineage: Eukaryota; Metazoa; Chordata; Actinopteri; Cichliformes; Cichlidae. The record is from RefSeq and is a predicted model, not a curated record. Bases 305 to 1162 code for a protein of 285 amino acids. Gene Ontology annotation, cellular component: mitochondrion. The transcript is spliced from 8 exons.
UUGUGUAAGGGUGUGUAGCGCACGUAUAGAAGCGCUUUUUAAACUACAUUUCCCAAAGAAACUAGAAGCCUCUACGCUGCUGUCAAGCGCCGAAGGUCACACGCGUGUUUUUGAACACAAGAGAUGCUUAAGAAUUGAGCAGCUGAUAAAUGGAUUAAAAAUAAGACUUGAUGCUAAUAGGAAACUAUGCGUGCAGUGCUAACUCUUGUUAAAUGAGGACGUUUCAGACACAGACAUCUCGCAGGUGUGUUUUCUUCUCAGUCAGCCUUACUUAAAAGCAUCACAUCUUCACAUACUUUCCGCUAUGCUUAGGUGUAUAGUUAGACUUCAGAGUCAGGUUGGGAAUGCUUUUUCUCUCAGUAAAGUGUGCCCGAGAAAUCAGUACUACGAAUGUGUUGCGAGAUACUCCGCAGCCACAGCAGAAAGGAAGAGAUUUUAUCAAGAUGUCAGCAUAUCUCAAAGUGAAGGUGGUUUAUAUGAGAUAAACCUGGACCAAAGGAAGCUGAAAACUCCAGGAGGGAAGCUGUUCACGGUGCCAAAUGAAGCCUUGGCCAUCGCUGUUGCAACUGAGUGGGAUGCUCAAAGGGACACACUCAAGUUCUACACUAUGCACUUGACUACCCUGUGCAACACGGCUCUCGACAAUCCCACCCAACGCAGCAAAGAACAAAUGAUCACCGCUGCUCUCAAGUUUCUGGAGACUGACACCAUCUGUUACAGAGUAGAUGAGCCCCAUGGUUUAGUCGAGCUGCAGAGGAAUGAAUGGGACCCUGUGCUGCAGUGGAUUGAAAAAAGAUAUAACGUCACUAUUGGCUCCUCAGCCAGUAUUUUGGGCCCUGAGAUUCCAGAGGCAACCAAAGACACCUUACGGCAACAUCUCAAGUCUCACAACUUCUGGUCUCUGACAGGACUUGAAUAUGUGAUCACCCAGCUCAAGUCUAUUGUAUUGUCACUGGGCAUGAUUGACAGGCACCUGAGCGUGGAGCAGGCGGUGUUGCUCUCCAGACUGGAGGAGGAAUACCAGAUUCGACGCUGGGGAAACGUGGAGUGGGCCCAUGACUACGACAUGUAUGAGCUGAGGGCACGGACUGCUGCUGGUGCCCUUUUUGUUCACCUCACAUCCGAGAGUUCGACUGUCAAACAUAAACUUCUGCAGGACUGAAAAGGAUUAGGAUCAACUACUGAGAACAUCCCCAGCACCUAUGUUGUAUAAAUGUCUCUGCAUUCAUAAAAAGGCUGCAUAUUCUGUCUGUUCUGUUUAGCAGUGACAGCUGCUCUGUUGUGAUCUGUUAUGCAGUCAUCUCACUCCAGUAAAACAUGCUGGCUCUCCUUUUUGCAGUGUUUACAUGUAGCAGCUGCCAAGUGUGACACCCUUCACAGAGUUUCCAGUGGGUUCUCAAUCACCCGUGACAUUUUGGACAGCGACACAUUGCCUCAGACGAAUAGUGAAGUUUUUUGUUGUCUCUGUGGCAGUGGAGCAAUAAUUCUGCAUUUGAUUUUUUUUUUUUUUUUUUUU